ACACAGGAAGAUCACACCAUCCCUCACCAUCAUCAGGGAGAAAUCCUUAUAAAUAUUAAAGUAGAAGACAUUGAGGAAGAAGAGAUAAAUAUGAAGGAUGGUGAGCCAUGUACGGAAGAGGAAAACCCUUCAGAGAUCAGCACAGAUGGACACGAUGUCAGGAAAACCAUGGUUGAACCCCUUCUUUCAUUUCCACAUUGUGACCUAGAAGUUAACAACCUCAGACAAGACUCUACCAUGGAAAAUACCAUAGAUAUUCUUCCAGGACUUCAUGGACUUCAAGAUCCAGAGGGUUCUUCUACCAGAAACUCGGACACUGUUCUCAUACACAACCAACCAGAACUUUCCAGUGGCGAUGGAACCCUAGAACCUUCUAGCCCUGAUGAGGUUUCUCCAGACACUACAGAUACCAUGGCACAUCAUGCAGCAUACACGGACAAAAAUAAAUUAUAUCCAUGUUCCGAAUGCGGGAAGACUUUCGUUCUACAGCACAUCUUUGGUGGACCUCAAAAGACGAGCACAGACGUCAAGCCAUUUACUUGCUGCGAGUGUCAGAAAUUCCUCACGCUAAAGCCAGAGCUCGGUCAGCUUAGCGAGGGUAAGAGCAGGGGGAAGAGGUUUGCCUGCUCCGAGUGUGGAAAACGCUUCAGUCGAAGGUGCUACCUGUUCCACCAUGAGAGCAUUCACGCCGGGAACUGUGAGUACCAGUGCUCUGAAUGCGGCAAAUGUUUCACCAACAAGUCCAACCUCGUUGUACACUACAGGUCACACACUGGUGAGAAGCCGUACCCGUGCACCGAGUGCGAGAAGCGGUUUACCCACCGGUCAACUCUCGUCAAGCACCUCAGGAUUCACACCGGCGAGCGGCCAUACUCCUGCCUCUAUUGCGGCAAGGGUUUUGCGCAGAAAUCCGGUAUUGAUAGACAUCAGAGGAUUCACAUGAAAGAAGUUAGUACAAUAAUUAUAUAACUUUUGAUGAAUCUUUAUGGACGGAACUUGACCUGCCCGAGUGCAGGUUUGGUGGUAUCUGCACCGUGCAUGCACCCAAUCUCUCCAGUUUUUAGUCUUCAUAAGUCACACCCAGUAUUGUGGCCAAGUAGGUACAGUAUAAUACCCACCAAGGAUGCUGUUUACAGGUUGUCUGGAUUUACCCCCCUCCCCCCAGUCUCCUCCAUCUUGGUCUAUCAUCUCAUGACGGUUGCACAAAGGAGGCUGUUUUGUUCUGAUUGGAGACAGAAAGGAGGGUUGUGAUCCCUCUGGAGUUCCAUGUACAUCUCUAUAUACUACAUCUCAUGUAGACUAUUGUAUAUUAUGUGCUGUGCUCACCAUCUGAUGUAAUAAAAUCUGCUUUUAUCAUAUGUCUACAA
Rana temporaria (common frog) is the source of this 1367-nucleotide messenger RNA. Its product is annotated as oocyte zinc finger protein XlCOF19-like. Gene Ontology annotation, molecular function: RNA polymerase II cis-regulatory region sequence-specific DNA binding; DNA-binding transcription factor activity, RNA polymerase II-specific. The transcript has 3 exons. The coding region runs from base 91 to 969 and encodes 292 amino acids. NCBI's taxonomy places the organism in Eukaryota, Metazoa, Chordata, Amphibia, Anura, Ranidae. The record is from RefSeq and is a predicted model, not a curated record. Gene Ontology annotation, biological process: regulation of transcription by RNA polymerase II.